CGUUGAACUAUAUCAUAACAAAGAAGAGAAACUAAAAAGAGCAGCUACGGGUAGAAUGAGAUCCCCAAAAAUUAUGGGAUUAGGGCAUUGCAUGGUUUAUGUUGUGGUCUUUAGCGCCAUCGUAGCUGCAGCUUACCCUUAUGAAUCUCCCCCAACAACUCAGAAAUAUCCCCCAGUCCAUAAAACCAAAUCACCAUAUCCACCCAAAAAGAAUUCCCCAUAUUACUCGGCACCACCAUCUCCUCCACCACAAUAUAGAAGACAAGGCCCUAAAUAUACACCACAUCCAAAACCAUAUAUCUACAGUUCCCCACCACCUCCGUCAUACUACUCUCCUUCCCCGAAGGUCGAAUACAAAUCUCCACCACCGCCUUAUGUCUACAGCUCCCCACCACCUCCACCAUACUACUCUCCUUCCCCGAAGGUAGACUACAAGUCUCCACCACCGCCAUAUGUAUACAGCUCUCCACCACCGCCACCAUACUAUUCUCCUUCCCCGAAGGUAGAGUACAAGUCUCCGCCACCACCAUACGUUUACAACUCUCCACCACCUCCACCAUACUACUCUCCUUCUCCUAAGGUCGAAUACAAGUCUCCACCACCACCAUACGUGUACAGCUCCCCACCACCUCCGCCAUACUACUCUCCUUCUCCGAAGGUAGAGUACAAGUCUCCUCCUCCUCCUUAUGUCUACAGCUCCCCACCACCUCCGCCAUACUACUCUCCUUCUCCGAAGGUAGAGUACAAGUCUCCACCACCUCCAUACGUUUACAACUCCCCACCACCUCCACCAUACUACUCUCCUUCACCAAAAGUAGAGUACAAAUCUCCACCCCCUCCAUACGUCUACAGCUCUCCACCACCUCCACCAUACUACUCUCCUUCCCCAAAAGUUGACUACAAGUCUCCACCGCCGCCAUAUGUCUACAGCUCUCCACCACCUCCACCAUACUACUCUCCUUCCCCGAAGGUAGACUACAAGUCUCCACCACCGCCAUACGUAUACAGUUCUCCACCACCGCCACCAUACUACUCUCCUUCUCCGAAGGUAGACUACAAGUCUCCACCACCACCAUACGUUUACAGCUCUCCACCACCCCCACCAUACUACUCUCCUUCUCCUAAGGUCGAAUACAAAUCUCCACCACCACCAUACGUUUACAGCUACCCACCACCUCCGCCAUACUACUCUCCUUCUCCGAAGGUAGAGUACAAGUCUCCACCACCUCCAUACGUCUACAACUCCCCACCACCUCCACCAUACUACUCUCCUUCCCCAAAAGUUGACUACAAGUCUCCACCGCCACCAUACAUUUACAGCUCACCACCACCACCAUACUACUCUCCUUCCCCGAAGGUAUACUACAAGUCUCCGCCACCGCCAUAUGUAUACAGCUCCCCACCACCUCCACCAUACUACUCUCCUUCGCCAAAGAUGGUCUACAAGUCUCCACCACCGCCAUACGUCUACAGCUCCCCACCACCUCCACCAUACUAUUCUCCUUCCCCAAAGGUAAACUACAAAUCUCCACCACCGCCAUACGUCUACAGCUCCCCACCACCUCCACCAUACUAUUCUCCUUCCCCGAAGGUAAACUACAAGUCUCCACCACCGCCAUACGUCUACAGCUCACCACCACCUCCACCAUUCUAUUCUCCUUCCCCGAAGACCGAAUACAAGUCUCCACCUCCGCCAUACGUGUACAGCUCCCCACCACCUCCACCAUACUAUUCUCCUUCGCCAAAGGUUGACUACAAGUCUCCACCACCGCCAUAUGUCUACAGCUCCCCACCAUACUACUCGCCUUCCCCAAAAGUUUCCUACAAGUCUCCACCACCUCCACCAUAUGUCUACAAAAUGCCCUACUACUAAUUUUUAAAUUGUUUCUUUAACAAGCAACAUGAUUCAUUGCUAUUGUUUUUUUUUGAUGAAAUUGUCUUUUGAUUUUCCGUUGUUGUUGCCUCCUCUAUUUUAUGGUUUUAUAAUACCACUAAAAUUUGGCUACUUUUUGGAUGCACCUAUUUAUUGGUAGAUGUUGUUCAAACUCACUCUAAAUUUGAAAUAAUUACAUUUUC
This is a messenger RNA of Brassica rapa (field mustard), 2076 nucleotides long. Its product is annotated as extensin-2. Gene Ontology annotation, molecular function: structural constituent of cell wall. Gene Ontology annotation, biological process: plant-type cell wall organization. The record is from RefSeq and is a predicted model, not a curated record. Lineage: Eukaryota; Viridiplantae; Streptophyta; Magnoliopsida; Brassicales; Brassicaceae.